AUGGAUUUCAGAGUGAUGGGUUUAGAGUCUCCCUUGUUCCACACGCUGCACCGCAUGAUGGACAUGUCGGAGGAUGGUGCAGGGGACAAGACACACAAUGCUCCGACACGGUCAUACGUGCGAGACGCGAAUGCCAUGGCUGCAACACCUGCGGAUGUGAAGGAAUAUCCUAAUUCCUAUGUGUUCGAGAUCGAUAUGCCAGGUUUGAAAUCAGGUGACAUAAAGGUUCAGAUAGAAGAUGACAACGUUCUUGUGAUUAGUGGGGAGAGGAAGAGGGAAGAAGAGAAAGAAGGAGGAAAAUAUCUCAGAAUGGAAAGAAGGGUUGGUAAAUUCAUGCGCAAAUUUGUGUUACCAGAAAAUACAAACACUGAUGCAAUUUCUGCGGUGUGUCAAGAUGGGGUUCUUAGUGUUACCGUGCAUAAAUUGCCUCCUCCUGAACCUAAGAAGCCGAAGACUAUUCAGGUCAAG
Sphenostylis stenocarpa is the source of this 468-nucleotide messenger RNA. The record is from the annotation of a GenBank genome assembly. NCBI's taxonomy places the organism in Eukaryota, Viridiplantae, Streptophyta, Magnoliopsida, Fabales, Fabaceae.